AUGAACAUCAACAAGCAAAAACUGAGCAUCGAGGAGGGGCUGCUGAAGCAAGCGGGAUAUCGGGGUAGUGAGAUUGACGAGCUGAUCUCGCAAAGAUACUCCAUGGGAGGAACACAGAAACCGAUUUUGGUGUUGACGCCAAAUGAGGGCCAAACGGGAGUUGCAGAGGUAUGGAAGGCGCCUCAGGAGAUUGUCAAGACGCCGCGAACCAAAAAACAACGUCUGCUCAACGACCACAAACCACGGGUGGCCCUUUCGCAGUUUUUGAAGGACGCCAAAACUCAUCAAAAGACAAUCAAGGGUGUCAUGGAGAGAAUAUACCGGUCCAAAAGCUGUGAUACCACCGUGACAAAGAAGGAAAUGGAGUCGUGGCGUCAACUGCCAAAGUACUCAACCUACACAAGACUCAACAAGCUCUGGAAUGGGUACAUUACUGACUUGCUGAUGGUCAAGGAAGGAGACGACGACAUCAACUCGGCCAAGAAGAUGAACUACGCCCAGAAACUCACUUCGGCGGACUUCAACGGUGCCAAAAUCACAGUUAUUGAGGCCAGAAACCCCUCUAUCGUCGGUUUGACUGGUAUUGUGGCGUGGGAAGCGAAAUCAAAUUUCGUUAUUGUGUGUGAGGGAGGAAAGUGCUUUGAGAAGAUGGAUAGCCUGGAAGGAAUGGAGCUGGAUAACCCUGGUAAAGACACACAGGUAGGAGGACUCAAGAUUGUGGACAAGUCUGGAACUCGGUUCAUUGUGCAUGUUGAUGUGGGAGAAAUGGAAUUUGAGAUUAUCGGGUCUCGGUUCCUGUUUAGAACCGCAGACAGAUCAGGUAAGAAGUUCAAGCCCAAGAAUGUUGAUCUUUUAAUCUCGUAUGCAACAUAA
Molecule: messenger RNA, 873 nt
Organism: Yarrowia lipolytica CLIB122
Lineage: Eukaryota; Fungi; Ascomycota; Dipodascomycetes; Dipodascales
Biological process (GO): rRNA processing; tRNA 5'-leader removal
Cellular component (GO): ribonuclease MRP complex; ribonuclease P complex
Molecular function (GO): ribonuclease P RNA binding
Source: RefSeq, a predicted model, not a curated record